UUCCAAAUUGUAUUUCAGCUCUCUCCUUAUCUCCCAACUUUCCCGGCGGAACUCUCUCAAUGCAAAUACUGGAUAAGAUAAAGAUGCAAAGAAAAGAAUCAGAUGAACGGCCGCCUGAGCUACCAAUUUCGUGGGUUGAAAUAUCCAAUUCAAUUUCUCGUCAAUACCAAUUUCAACCUGAUGGUAAGCUAUCGGUCAAGAUGGUUGAUGACUCAAGACCAGCUGCACAGAGAUUGAUGGAAUCCUUUCUGAAUAAAUUUUUCCCAUCUGGCUAUCCAUAUAGUGUGAAUGAGGGGUAUAUGAGAUACACACAAUUUCGAGCUCUACAACACUUUACAAGUGCAGCAUUAUCGGUUUUGUCGACUCAGUCACUACUAUUUGCUGCAGGCUUGCGUCCUACCCCUGCUCAGGCAACUGCAGUGAGCUGGAUAUUGAGAGAUGGUAUGCAGCAUGUCGGAAAGCUCAUAUGUAGCAACUUAGGUGCAAGGAUGGAUUCUGAGCCUAAACGUUGGAGAAUUUUAGCUGAUGUUCUGUAUGACUUUGGGACUGGUUUAGAAGUUAUGUCUCCUUUAUGCCCGCAUUUAUUUCUUGAAGUUGCUGGCCUUGGCAAUUUUGCAAAGGGAAUGGCAGUUGUUGCAGCUAGAGCAACAAGAUUGCCAAUAUAUUCUUCAUUUGCCAAAGAAGGCAAUCUUAGUGAUCUGUUUGCUAAAGGCGAGGCUAUAUCCACUCUUUUUAAUGUUCUCGGGCUUGGAACAGGAAUUCACUUAGCAUCCACUAUUUGUUCAUCAAUGCAGGGAAAGUUGGUUGUUGCACCGUUGCUGUCUGUUAUACACGUUUACAGUGUCUGUGAAGAAAUGCGAGCUGCUCCUGUCAACACAUUAAAUCCGCAGAGAACUGCAAUGAUCGUGGCUGAUUUUGUGAAGACUGGAAAAAUCUCAAGUCCUGCUGACUUAAGAUAUCGGGAAGAUCUCUUGUUUCCCGGAAGGCUGAUAGAGGAUGCUGGAAAGGUUAAGGUGGGAAGGUCCCUGCAUGAAGUAGUUAGGCCUUCAAAGCUGCAACAAUUUAAAGAAGCAUUUCCAGAAGAGAAGUUCCUUUUAAAUCAUGGAAGUAGAUGGACUGAUAUGAUCCUGGAGCACAAUGCAACCGGUGAAGAUGCAUUGAGGGGUUGGCUGGUUGCUGCUUAUGCUUCGGAUAUGGAACAAUUGGUUCAUGAACCAAGUGCAAAUAUCUUGCAAGAGGCUUAUGACAAAAUGAAUUCCACAUUCUCCCCAUUUUUAGCUGAGUUGCAAGCAAAAGGGUGGCAUACAGAUCGAUUUCUUGAUGGUACUGGAAAUCGCUUUGCAUUUUAGGUUUGUAAGAUCUCAAAUUCUUUGUACUUUGUUAUCCUUUCCUAGUUAUUAGAAUACAUGUAGGAGUUGGACAAAAACCUUUCAUCCUCCAACGGUAGAAUUUGAGAAUAGCAACUCCAUUUACUGCAAGCACGUCUCCAAUAUAUGUUACUUCAUUUGUUUC
Molecule: messenger RNA, 1512 nt
Organism: Solanum verrucosum
Lineage: Eukaryota; Viridiplantae; Streptophyta; Magnoliopsida; Solanales; Solanaceae
Product: protein root UVB sensitive 2, chloroplastic
Exons: 10
Coding region: 60-1349 (429 amino acids)
Biological process (GO): response to UV-B; auxin polar transport
Cellular component (GO): chloroplast envelope
Source: RefSeq, a predicted model, not a curated record